Salarias fasciatus (jewelled blenny) is the source of this 2150-nucleotide messenger RNA. RefSeq lists its product as uncharacterized. Gene Ontology annotation, cellular component: external side of plasma membrane; membrane raft. The transcript is spliced from 6 exons. Gene Ontology annotation, molecular function: MHC class II protein binding; protein tyrosine kinase binding. NCBI's taxonomy places the organism in Eukaryota, Metazoa, Chordata, Actinopteri, Blenniiformes, Blenniidae. Gene Ontology annotation, biological process: T cell activation; interleukin-15-mediated signaling pathway; positive regulation of ERK1 and ERK2 cascade. The record is from RefSeq and is a predicted model, not a curated record. Bases 30 to 920 code for a protein of 296 amino acids.
CUUCCGCAUCAGAGAAUCUUCAGUGUCAAAUGAUCAGACAUCAAAUGGCUUCACUGAGAGUUUUCCUCAUUUUGUUGCUUCGGUUUGAAGGCAUCAGAGGAGACAACUCUUACUAUCUCUAUCAGAGACCUGGAGAUGAUGUCUUGCUACCCUGUCUUCAGGCGUCAUUAUCUGAUACCGGAUGUUCAGGUAUUAACUGGCUUUACCACAAAGAUGGACGAACAUUUCUUGAUGUUCGUAAUGGAGAAGUUGAGAAGAGCUCACCCCGAGCUGCCAGACUGACUCUGCACACUAACUGCUCUCUGAUCAUCAAUAACAUCACAGCUGAGGACGCUGGUCGGUACAUCUUUCUAAAUACGAAGGAUCUCACCAGGAACACACAGGUGUUUCUAAACAUUUUGACAAUUUCACCGUCAUCUACAGACACAGAUCCAAAUAAAGAUGGAGAAGUGACAUUAAGUUGCUCCCUGUUUAAAUUAGACGGACAGUGUGAACCCAGGAGUCUCCACUGGGUGAAUGAGACGGGAGCUGAGCUGGUUGGUGAAGGAGAUGGUUUCAAGUAUGAAGGACAGAAAAACUGUGUUUCUUUUCUGACUGUGAAGAAUCAGACUGAACACAGCAGAAGAUACACCUGCCAGUAUGUUGACAGAACAGGUGUGAAGAUCGAGGCUCACUACUCAACUGUGUCCUCAGUGUCACCAACAGAUUCCACCGACUGGUCUCCUCUGAGAUACACCAUGUGGGCUCUGCGCAUCUCAUUAUUGAUCCUCAUGAUGGUCAUCACGGCUCUGAUCAUCAGAGGCAGAGGAAGCAGCAGGCAGCUCAGAAACAACAGAGUUCGUUACAUCGAGACUGAUGAUGGUGGAGCAGUGAACUAUGAAAAUGUAGAACAGCGUCUGUCUCCUUCCACGCUGCUCUGAUCUCCAGCAACAACAACUCUCCAUGCUAACAUGAACUGUUUUGAUUCCUCACUGAAAAAUUGAACAUGCUGAUAGAUGUUAGGAUUAAUGUCUCUUUCAUGCAGAUGAGGUCAACAGGUUGUCGGUUUCAGAUCCAAAGAAGAUUAAAUAUGUUUACUUUCAAUCCCUGAGGUUUGAGACUACAGAGCCAGAAACUUAAGGCUCAAAAUGGACUCUGACAGGUUCAAAUCGAAAACUACAGUAGUUACUCUUCUCAAAUCUGGACUAGGUUAUUCUAAAGAUGUUAAACUUUCAUCAAAACACUGUUUAUGAUUUGUGACACCUUCUUUGGAUUUGUUAUGUAAACGAGAGCAUAGUUGACUGUAUUUUUCACAGCCAGACUGCUUCGGACCAGGUCCAGGUCAAAAACUGCUGAACCUGCAGUUCUCAAAUCUGGACUAUGUUAUUUUACAGAUGAUAAACAUUCAUAAAACCACUGAUUUUGAUUUGUGAAUCCUUUAUUUUAUCUGUGGAAAGGAAAAAAGUGCAUAGUUGACUGUAUUUUUUAAAUGUUGACCGCUUUCGGCCAGAUUCCGAUGGAGAACCGCUGGACAUGCACUUCUCAAGUCUGAUGACUGAAGUCUCAUUCAAGAGUAAUGUAUCGUUCGAAAGCCUGUGAGAUUUACAAUGUCAACAAACUUUAUUUGAAUUCCCAAGACUGACGACAAAAGACAGUGCAUGAACCUACUAUGUUGAGGUAUUGGAUCAUGGAUAUAUAUAUACUGUCGGGUUUUGUUCCAGAUGUUGCUGAUGUUGAUGGCGUGUUACUUUUUGCAUAUGUAUUUUAAUUUUGUUAUAAAACAAAGUCUUUGAUGUCACAGUGUGCUUGGAGUGUUCAGUUAGUGGCAUUUAGGGCUUUUUAUUUGAGAAACAAUGGAAAAACAACUGUUUCUUGCUGGUGGUUCAUGUUGGAGCUGACUUGAUCACUUUAGUGCCCUUCAUUGCGUGUAUUUCUUUCAGUUUUAAAAUGUUAUCUUUUUAUUUGUUUUAAAUGUCUUUUUUUUUUAAAUAUAAAGGUGAAUAGUAUGAAUUAUUCUUAGAACUGAUGUUUUUUUGACUCAUAUUUCUAGAACGUGUGCUCAUCCAUACAUUUUGUGAGGUGGUUUUUCAGGCUUCUGACCAUAACCACCAGCCUGGUUGGUUAUUUUUUCAAUUCUCUGGAAUGUAUGUACAUUUUGCUUCCAGUUUCAG